AGGACCACGUGACGAACCGGAAGCAACAAGCCGGCUCAGGUUAGAAAUAGUUCAGGAAAAUAUCAGCCGAAAGGAGUUUGUAGGAAAAACGUAAAAAAAUGGACAGGACGGUGAGUGUACAGAACCAAGCCAACAAAACCCCCACAGUGACACUCGUGGAGAGCAGCUCAGCCCCCAGCGGGGUGGAACUGGUCAGCUCCUACCAAACCAACAGAGUGGGGGACCCCACAGACCUGGUGGCCCUGGCAGAACAAGUACAAAAGGGAGAUGAUUUUGUAAAAGCCAACGCUUGCAACAAGCUGACUGUGAUUGCAGAUCAGAUCCGAUACCUGCAGGAGCAAGCGAGAAAGGUGUUGGAAGAAGCAAAACGAGAUGCUGACCUCCACCACGCUGCCUGCAACAUGGUGAAAAAGCCAGGCAACAUGUAUUACCUCUACCAGAGGCCUUCUGGACAGAAAUACUUUUCCAUCAUCUCUCCAAAGGAAUGGGGACCGAGCUGCCCUCACCCGUUCCUCGGCUCGUUCAAACUCCAGCACGACAUGUCGUGGACUCCUGUGGAGGAUGUGGAGAAGAGGGACGCACAGGUGGCCAUCAUGGACAAACUUCUCAAACAGCAGACGGCCCUUCCUGUGUGCACCGGACCCAACUUUAAAGGCCUCGCUGAAUAAAGAACUGCCAACUACAACGAUGAUGAUGA
Molecule: messenger RNA, 697 nt
Organism: Nematolebias whitei (Rio pearlfish)
Lineage: Eukaryota; Metazoa; Chordata; Actinopteri; Cyprinodontiformes; Rivulidae
Gene: c7h1orf50
Product: chromosome 7 C1orf50 homolog
Exons: 5
Coding region: 99-668 (189 amino acids)
Source: RefSeq, a predicted model, not a curated record